ACGUAGGCGGGGCCUAGGCUCCCAGGAUCCGCCGGCUCUUGGCCUGUGGGUGGUGGCCCUGGUAACGCCGGUAGGAGAGGAGAAUCGGACGCUUCCUGGGGAGCCCGCCAGCUUCCGCGAAAGGGAACCUCCCUCCGUGAAGAGGGGACCCUACAAGGGUAAGUGAAGUGAUGGAGCACAUUUGAUUUGGAGACAGAAGCCAGAAAGUCUGGUCUGUGCCUCACCACGUGCCAGCUCUGUGAUUCCAGGCAAAUGAGCUGCAUUUCUCAGACGUGGCUGGGGCUCUUUGUAGUCCCCAAAGGAUGGGACUUUAAGCCUUCUGAGAAGUGAACACCUAUAUAGAAGAGGAAGCGAGAACUGAAAGAAUGGAUUGGACACAUGUUCCUGUACCCUGAGAGCUUCAGCACAGUCCUCAGCAGAUAGAGACAUGAGAAAAAUACCAAAUAAUGGGAACCUGAAGAUGACAAAAGUGGCUUACCCUCUGGGGCUGUUCAUUUGCCUGUUCAUCUAUGUCGCCUAUAUCAAGUGGCACUGGGCCUCCGCCACCCAGGCCUUCUUCAGCAUCACUGAGGUAGCGUCUGGGGCCCGGAGGGGCCAGCAGGCUCAUAGUCCUCUGGGGACAGCUACACAUGGUCAUGAGGUUUUCUAUGGCAUCAUGUUUGACGCAGGAAGCACUGGCACCCGUGUGCACAUCUUCCAAUUCGCCCGGCAGCCUGGAGAAACUCCCACUUUGACCCAUGAGACCUUCAAAGCACUGAAGCCAGGUCUUUCUGCUUAUGCUGAUGAUGUUGAAAAGAGUACUUCGGGAAUUCAGGAAUUACUGGAUGUUGCUAAAAAAGACGUUCCUUUUGACUUCUGGAAGGCUACCCCCUUGGUUCUCAAGGCCACAGCUGGCUUACGUCUAUUACCAGGAGAAAAGGCUCAGAAGUUACUGCAAAAGGUGAAAGAAGUGUUUAAGGCAUCGCCUUUCCUUGUGGGAGAUGACUGUGUUUCCAUCAUGAAUGGAACGGAUGAAGGCGUUUCAGCGUGGAUCACCGUCAACUUCCUAACAGGCAGUUUGAAAACCCCAGGAAGGAGCAGUGUGGGCAUGCUGGAUUUGGGUGGAGGGUCCACUCAGAUCACCUUCCUUCCAAGAGUCGAGGACACCCUCCAGACCUCCCCGCCUGGCUACCUGACGUCACUCCAGAUGUUUAAUCGGACCUACAAGCUCUAUUCCUACAGCUACCUGGGCCUCGGAUUGAUGUCGGCACGGCUAGCAAUUCUGGGUGGCAUGGAGGGGAAACCUGCUGAGGAUGGAAAGGAGUUGGUUAGCCCUUGUUUGUCUCCAGGUUUCACAGGAGAGUGGCAACAUGCUGAAAUAACAUACAGAAUUUCAGGACAGAAGGCAGCAGUGAACCUCCAUGAGCUGUGUGCCAGCAGAGUGUCGGAAAUCCUUCGAAACAAAGUGCAUAGAACAGAAGAAGUGAAGGAUGUGGAUUUUUAUGCUUUUUCCUACUAUUAUGACCUUGCAUCAAAUGUUGGCCUCAUAGAUGUGGAGAAGGGAGGCAGCCUCGUCGUGGGAGACUUUGAUAUCGCAGCCAAGUAUGUGUGCAGGACAGCGGAGACCCAUCCUCCAGGCAACCCCUUUCUGUGCAUGGACCUCACCUACAUCAGCCUGCUGCUCCAAGAGUUUGGCUUCCCAGAGAACAAAGUGCUGAAGCUGACUCGGAAAAUCAACAAUGUUGAGACCAGCUGGGCUCUGGGGGCCAUUUUUCAUUACAUCGACUCCCUGAGAAGAAAGAAGAAUCCAGCCUCAUAGUGGCCAAGCUGCCCCAGCCAUCCUUACAGAGCGGCUCCAUCUCCAUGAGAACAGACCUGUGUGGAACGCCUUGAUGUGUUGGGAGGAAGCCACUGCUCGGGCUGCCACCCCUUUCCCUUUGGCCUUGCAGACCUGCCCCUGGACAGGCAGAGGGCUAGAACAUGACCAGGCCUAGUGUCUCCUCCUGCCUCAGCCCUAGGUGGGCAGUAAACCAGACAGGGCAAAGGGCACAUGUCAAGUUUAGUAUGACACAGGCACACCAUCCCCCAUCCCUCCCCUGUAUGCAGGGUUGGGUGACUGUAACAUGUUUCUGUGACAGGAGUCUUGUUUUGUCUCCCUGCCCCUGUCUGGUCCCUCCUCUCAUCCCCAGGGUGGACCUCCACCUUCUCCCCAGAGACUUGGUGGGGAGGUUUUACAGGCUGUCCUGGCUGCUUUCAGGGUGGGCCAAGUGGCAACCACCAUGUCCUCUGGAACAGUGAAUUGGGUGGACCUGAAUGCAUUGGCCUCCUCUUUGGUUAUGGACAUGCGAGGUCAUCCAGAGGUCUGUUUUCUCAGGUUCUUGGAUGGCUUGGGGCAAGCUGAUGAAGUUGGCCUUGUGAGUAGAAGAGGGCUGGGGGAAAUACCUCUGUGUGUUCCAGCUCUUCAGAGGAGGUCUGAAUGUGAGCAUGACCUGCUUACAAUAUUUAUGGCUGUGCUGUGUGAGUGACAUCUCUGUUGUGUGGUGCUGGGUGUUUGUGUAGCAGCUGUGUUCUGAGCCCCAGUGAAUGUAUUGCUACCAUGAGCCAUUUGCAGCUGAGCAGUGUUGAAGACACACACCAUCCCCCUGUGGGUCAGGUGGACUGCAAUCCCCAGAACUGCCUUCUUGAGGCUCUGCUGGGGUACAGGGCUAUGCCCAUUGUCUGGGGCCUCUGUAGGACACUGGCUCUGGGCCCUCUUGCAUCGGGACGUGAAGUCUGUGAGACAUAGGCCCUGGGGCCACAGUCAUUCUGCAGUGAAUGUAUGGUAUAUGGAAUAAGCUGAACCUCAUGUGUUCCACUCAAAAUAAAGGGUUUACAAGGGUU
Neofelis nebulosa (Clouded leopard) is the source of this 2859-nucleotide messenger RNA. RefSeq names its product ectonucleoside triphosphate diphosphohydrolase 6 (gene ENTPD6). Gene Ontology annotation, molecular function: GDP phosphatase activity; UDP phosphatase activity. Gene Ontology annotation, biological process: nucleoside diphosphate catabolic process. The coding region runs from base 428 to 1798 and encodes 456 amino acids. The transcript is spliced from 16 exons. The record is from RefSeq and is a predicted model, not a curated record. NCBI's taxonomy places the organism in Eukaryota, Metazoa, Chordata, Mammalia, Carnivora, Felidae. Gene Ontology annotation, cellular component: Golgi apparatus; membrane.